UAUCGAUGCCAGGAAUCCGGAAGGCAGCGUUCCCGAAAGAUGGUCGGACGACAACGUAUUCUCGCAUCGCGCAUAUUUUAUGCUGGACAAGCAACCGGCGCAACUGGGGGUCGAGAACACGAGGGAAGAGGAUGCUGGAAUAUACAGGUGUCGUGUCGAUUUUCAAAUCGGCCAAACGAGAAACUCCAAAGUCAAUUUAACGGUAAUCGUGCCGCCGCACAAGAUCACGAUCGUCGACGAGAACAUGAACGAGCAGGGCGAAUUGGUCGGGCCGUAUAUGGAGGGCGACAAACUGCGGCUCUUCUGCGACGUCCGUGGCGGUAAGCCAGCCCCGACGGUGUCUUGGUAUCGCAACGACAGAUUCGUCACCAAUCGGACCACGUUGCGCAAAGGCGUGACACGCAGCGAGAUCGUUAUACAGAACUUGAGCCGGGAGGACGUCCAUUCGUUGCUGACCUGCAACGCCACGAAUAACAAUAGGUCGAUCCCGUUGUCGUCGUCAGUCCGCGUGGACAUGAAAUUCAGCCCGUUGGAGGUGAAAAUAAUUGAUGGAAACCGACCACUAUCUGCGGGCAAGAGGUAUGAUCUAGUCUGCACAACUUCCGGUUCCAAGCCAGCAGCCCAUGUCACCUGGUGGCGAAAUGGUCAGCGCUUAGUGGAUUCCAAGGAGACCACCUCCGCCGAUGGGAACACGACCACCAGCGUUUUAUCUUUCAUGGCGACGAAAGCAGACGCAGGCAGACACUUGUCGUGUCAAGCUGAAAAUCGAAUCAUGGGAAACGCGCCGAUAGAGGACGGCUGGGUACUCCAGAUACAAUACACGCCAGAGACGCAGAUUCAGCUCGGCACGUCGCUGAAUCCGAACGCCAUACGCGAGGGCACGGACGUUUACUUCGACUGUCUCAUACAGGCCGAGCCGCCUGUGUACAAGGUGGAAUGGCGACAUCAGGGCAGGGCACUCCAUCACAACAUCACGCAGGGCAUCAUAAUCAGCAACCAGAGCCUGGUGCUACAGGGGGUCGAUCGCAAAAGCGCCGGCAAUUACACGUGCGUGGGAUACAACACCGAGGGCGACGGCGAGAGCUCGCCCUUUUAUCUGAACGUGAUGUUUGCCCCCACGUGCAAGCCGAACCAGACGAAGGUCCACGGCGUGGCGAAACAGGAGAAGGCGAAUAUAUCCUGCCAAGUGGAUGCAAAUCCACCGCAAGUGCAAUUCAAGUGGACCUUCAAUAAUUCCGCCGAGAGUAUCGACGUUGCGGCCGGCCAUAUCGCGCGGGCUGGCACAUCCUCCAUCGUCUCAUACACACCAAUGACGGAAUUAGAUUACGGCACGUUACUCUGCUGGGCCAGCAAUCACAUCGGGCAACAACAAGUGCCCUGUGUAUAUCACAUUAUACCGGCAGGCCGGCCGGACAUGGUUCACAAUUGCACGACCUCGAACACAUCGACCAAUUCCUUUUCCGUGCGAUGCACGGAGGGCUUCAACGGCGGCCUGCCGCAGUCCUUUCUGCUGGAGGUGCGCGAGAGCAACAGCCAGGAGUUGCGUGCCAAUCUGACAUCGCCGGUGCCGCGCUUCAGCGUCACUCACUUGGAGUCCGGCGCCCUUUAUCAAGCCUGCAUUUACGCCUACAACGACAAGGGCCGCAGCGAGGCGAUGGUGGUGCAGGCCGGCACUCUGAGGCUGCCGGAAAAGCAACUCACGUCCGAGUCGGAACGACCAAGGCAGCACGACAAUUUGACGCCGAUGCUGAGUGUGAUGAUCGGCGUAGUGACGGCUCUCAUUAUCGUUGCGGUCAUAGUGAUGGUCGUCUUACGGAUUCAGCACACGCAUGUGGAGGAUCAGAACAAGUCGCAGAUGGAGGAUCACGCGAAGCAGACGAAAGCCGUUCCCAUACAAAGGGAGCUACGAUUCCGAGAGGGAUGUAGUCUGCUCGCGGACGAGAAACAUCCCAGCAGCCCGUUUAGAAAACUGGACACCAGCGGCGAUCUCAGCGAAAGCGAUGAAAAGAAUCCCGACAUUAUACCACAACAAAUCACUGGUGACGAGCCGUCGGAAUACUUAAGGAAGAGACGCCUGGUAUCAACGAUCGAGACAUCACCAUCCAGGAGCCUUUUGGAGCAUUCGACGGUGACUUCCAUCAGCGGACACAGCAGUUAUGUCGGCUACUGCACGAUUCGCAACGGUAUGCCGCUGCAUGAGUUCUCAAACUUGUCAACGAAGCACAAAAGCUUUCAGCCGAUGGUGGGCGAUGUCUACGAGAGCGGCGUUUGCACCCUGCCGAGACAACACUGGCCCAGCCAAAGCGUUCAAUCGAUGUCAAUGACAAUGAGUCCUCCGAUGUUAUACGCCGGUCUGGGUGUUGUUACCAGGACCUGCCCGAGCGGCACGCUGCCGUCGAAAGACUGCGAGACACGGGUGUCCAGCCAGUGCUGUCCAACGGUUCAGAAGCCAAAGGAUGCGACGAUAAGCACGCCGGUGGUGAUGGCCAAGAGGGAGAGCUCCGUGUGACCCUACAGCCACCACGGGGCCUGCACUUGCAGCGUGAGCGAGCUGCUGUGAAUCACACAGUUGCCAAUCAUCGAGAUAGCCGCGAAUGACACGAGUGACACGAGUGUCCGGGAAACGUUUAGAAGAUGUCUAUACAGGUCACGCGGAGAUUAGAACGUCUUUUAGAAAGACCAAACGAAGCUUUUAUCUUAGAAAGACGUUUGGACAAUUAUCGUUAUCUAGAUCUGUGAAAUUAAGACGUCUCUGGACGAUUCGUAGGGAUGUCUUUCGUUAAGCUAGAAUGUCUUUCCGACGCCUGUGUCAUUCGGGACGCCUCGGGCGUGCGAGCCGGUUCGAGUUCGACGGGUUUACGUUUCCAUUCCAUGACACAAAUUUGCGCCUCUCUGUUGAAUCAAGUGCCCUUUUUACAUUGAAGAACGACGAACACCCCGACCGGCUCCUCCGCCAGCUUCUCCCAUCUCAUGCGUAGUAAAUCUCGUGACCGAGCCCCGGUGGAAACCUCGACAAGCACCUCGUAUGGUAGAGAGUGAGUUUACGAAAUGUGUGCGCGCGAGCUCGUGAGCUCGCCGUACAUGCUCCUGUACAUACCUCGAGACGCGGAAGAUAUUUUGUACGAGUCGCGUAUAUUAACGAUUUAUUCUCACUUUUACUAUGAACACAACACUGUACAAUUUGUCUAGUCGAUAUAAGUAUAAAUAUGUAUAUGCGUUAAGUCGUCGGGGAGGCGCCAGAAUAACGUACACUGAGGAUGAUGAUCACCGUCGCGUCGCGCGAUGUAAUUAUUUAUAACGUUGACAAUGCGUAAACGGGAACGGCGGGACUCUUGCGGAUACGGGAGAGAGAAACGGGAGGAGAAUUGUCAGAGACAUAUCGUUUGUAUCUCCAUCCGCGGGAAUUGAGUACGAGACGAGCAUACGAAGAGCGGCAGAGUAAUGAGACGAAAGAUGGAGAAGGAGGAGGAAAGAAUAAAUAAAAAAAAAAAAGAAAGAGAAUCCCCGUCGCGCUUUCGUCUCAGUCUGCAGAAUUCUGGAUUUCAGCGUAAUAUUAAGUAUCUCUUGUACAAUGUAUAAAGUAACUUCCUUCGAAGUAAAUGUACCGAGUAUGAUGAACGUUGUUUUUCAAAGUCUUGAAUUUUACUCUAUAGGGAGAGGACGUCUCCCUCCCCCAAUUUACGGGGACGUCCCCUAAGAACGUGUGGUACAUAAUCGCGAUAGCACUUCUAACUUACUGCCUAUUUCGACGCUUGUGAAUCUCGUUGGUACUUUAUUCGGCAGAGGUUCCCCAGCCUCUUUUGUAUUAUAUAGCUUUAAAAAGGAAAAAAGAAGGGAAACGAAGGUUCGUCGAAAGGCGCCUCGUCAUAUUCUCCGUACGGUGCAGGGAUAAUCUCGUCGUCGAUUAGAGCGGUCCGAGAUGCGUCCCUUCAGACCAGGCGCUAAUCCGCGAAAAUGAAAAUUGAACGUGUAGCUCCCUUUCAAUAUGAAGCAGUCGAUUACUGGGCGGUGAAUUUCAGCUAUAUUAUAUGAGACGCGCAUCAAAAAUCUUUUCUUUUCGCGAGAAGUGAUAAUCCAUAUUUUGCUUCGACCUGUACAGAUUGAUUUCGCGUAUAGGAUUAUGCUCCCAGCACGUGCGACGAUCCUGCUGCGACUGCAAGGAUUCACGUGAGGAUCAGAAUGUAUAUUUUAUCCGAUAUGACGAGAAAAAAAAGGAAAAGCAGAUCUUUCAAUGUUCACAUAUAUUUGAAUAAGAUCAAUGUGUAUGUAAUCGUUCUACAGUUCGAUAACGUAAUUAAUCCAACGAUGAAAUGAACGCAUAUUUUUUGACGUUACAACGCUGUGAAGGCGUUACAGCAUGCUGUGAAGCAGCAGUGUCGAUCUACUUCAGAAACUGGAACUUGAGAAAUUUUCAGACACUGGAACUUGAGAAAUUUUCAGACACUGGAACUUGAGAAAUUUUCAGACAAAACUCUUUUGAGUACAUUUAGAGACUGCGAGAGUUAACUUCUUCCGCUGGACAAAUCGCAUGAUUCCUUUCGUCUUUCGUUUUAAUUGUCAAAUUAAAUUUUCGUGUCUCCUUAGCGAGUUUUAUCUUUGAAUGUAGUCACACGAUUUUUGUCUCUGUCAACGCAACGUCGCAAUACCGCAAACCAAAGUUUCAUAGCAGCGGCAUUUGUCUGUCAAAUCGGAACUUCGCGCAAAUUGAUCAUAAAGGGAAUGUAGAUUGUGACUGUUUGCAGUCGCGUCGUCGUUGCAGUCUGUUGUAUGUACAUGCAUACAAUGAAUAUGCAGAGGAGACGAUCCUGAACGAAGCGCGCGCACCCGCGUUUUCGUUCGCCGGAGGAAACGACGGACGAUGAUCGAGGAUACUUAGCGAAUUACUCGAUGUAUAAGGAACUUAGAAAACGGCCGAGUUGAAGAUUUUACCGUGCCGUAAGAAGCUAAUCACGAGAAUUUCUAGGAAAACACAUGUUGUUUCCUCGCUUAGACGUUAUGUUAAUACGUCGCUCCCGAGAAGAUCUAUUAACAUUUAAAAAAAAUGAAAUAAAUCGUUGAUUAUUAUUAUCAUUGCCAUUAAUGGAAUUGAUGUCGGAACAUUGUGAGUGUACAUUUGUCAAAGAGAAUUUUGUCAAGAGAAUUUUUAGUAAUCGUUGAAACGCAGCCAAUACACGCAUCCCACCCUCCCCUUGUCCCUUGUUAUAACUUUUGCACACAUAGAGAUUGUAGCCGUAUUGCGAUAAGAAAGAUCGUUGCAACAAAGAGAUUCUAUCGAUCCGACGAUGAGGAAAUGUCACAAAAACGAAACGUACAAUAAAACCUGGAUCUAAACUGCCAAAGUUUCUACAAUUUGUUUUGUACGUGUGAUCACUAUAUGCGCAUAUUACGAAAUGUGUGAACUUUUUAAUAAACGAUAACGGACUUUUUCUAAUGGAACACGAUUUUUUGAAGAAACGUUUAUUCUCUUCUUUUCCGCAUGUUUGAUUACAUUAAAAAAAUUCAAGAAGAGGGGAAAGAUAAAUCACUGUUUUCCUUCGCCGGCGUCAGUUGGUUUCCAGGGCACGUCUUUUCACUGUUUCGGGUGAUUCGGAAGCAUGUCCAUCAAACGCGUCGCGAGGCAUAAUAUCGCAAGGCGGUGGCCAGAUAUUGUUAUCUGCAAAAUGAUUAAAAGGUAUUCGUUAGCUAGGCACGGAAAGAUCGAUGAGAGCAUUGAGAUAUUUCUCGAUCGCGCGAAUGAUCAUAGGCGAAAACGCGAUGCUUCGUCGGUCGUAUUCGCCCUCUCUUUAGUGACUCCAAUAUCGAUCGAAAACAAGACGCCGAGGGAAUUUCGUUUUUUUUUAUUAUUUAAAUAAAGAUGCGUUGCUACACUAUUCUGUAUGCAUUACUGCCUGUAUGACGUGAUAACGAGACCGGAUCUGACCAGCCGCCGCUUGCGCGAGACAUUGAAGUUUGUAUAUGUACUUAGUUUAGGACUAUCUCCGAUACACACAGACACACACCACACACACGCGCGCGUGCGCACACACACACACACACACACACGAGUCUCAUGUACCCCAUACCAGAACGUUUUUUUGAUAUUGUAAAUAUUCUGAAAUAAAUAAUCGUUUUUAUUCA
Pogonomyrmex barbatus (red harvester ant) is the source of this 6117-nucleotide messenger RNA. RefSeq names its product neural cell adhesion molecule 2. NCBI's taxonomy places the organism in Eukaryota, Metazoa, Arthropoda, Insecta, Hymenoptera, Formicidae. Gene Ontology annotation, molecular function: protein binding. The record is from RefSeq and is a predicted model, not a curated record.